This is a messenger RNA of Paramecium tetraurelia, 991 nucleotides long. RefSeq lists its product as uncharacterized. The transcript is spliced from 2 exons. The record is from RefSeq and is a predicted model, not a curated record. NCBI's taxonomy places the organism in Eukaryota, Ciliophora, Oligohymenophorea, Peniculida, Parameciidae.
AUGUCUCUCCUUCUUUUGAAUGCAAGCAAUAGAAUUGCAUAAGGAUUCUUAAAAGUUGCUGCGGAAAGUGGCAAAUAUGAGAAGAUCAUCUGUGCUGACAUUUUCCCAACUUAUUUCACAGUCCAAAGACUCCUCAAAUUUAAGUCAUCAUUAUCAGCAAACAUAGAAUUGUUCAAAGUCGGAGAUCGUUAAGAUUUACAUGAUGUAAUCAAAUAAGCCAACAAUGUUCUAUAUGUCAGUCAUGAUUAUUACUAAACCACAGCAUCCAAAAAGAAUUUAUUGGUUGCUACCUUAGAUUUGGUCAAAAAUAGAAACUAUAAGACUGUUGCCUAUGUUGCACCAGUUGAACAUGAUCACCAAGAGGAAAUUGAUGAAUGGAAACAUCUAGAAGUAGAAGGACGUCGUUUCAUUCCUUAAUUAGUUGGUAUCAGAUCUGACAUUACCUUUGGACCAAAUAGCACAUUCACUAAUAAAUUAGCAUAAAGAAUUUAUAAUGGUGAAAGCAUCUACUUCUAAAACACUGGACAAUCAUGUGCUCCCAUAUUCACUGGCGAUUUAGAAUAAAUUGUGGCCUAAGUUCUAGCUGGCUCACAUGCAGGCAAAUUGCUCUUAGCUAAGGGACACAAACACAUUGAUUUCAAAUCAAUUAUUCAUUUGAUUGAGGAUAGUCUUGGAAGCGCAUAUAAAGCCAAAUUAAAUCAAUCCUUUAUUGAAAAAGUCAUCCAUCCAACCAAUAAUUGCAUCAUAGGCUAAUAAUUAUAUUGUCCAUCAUACAUUAAUUUAACUAAAUUGAUUGCAAAUUAUAAAGCUUUGGAAAACACUGGAUAUGACCAAGUUGUCGGUGAUAAGCUAGUUGAUAUUGAAGAGUAUCACAAGAACAAUAAAACAGUUAUUGAUCAAUCAUUGAAAGCAGAUUAUUAAUUAAGCUACUUAGUUGGUUGAAUAAAUAAUAAUCUACAUAAAUCGAAUAAAAAUAUAAAAUAUUCAAUUU